Symbiodinium sp. CCMP2592 is the source of this 1920-nucleotide messenger RNA. The record is from the annotation of a GenBank genome assembly. Lineage: Eukaryota; Dinophyceae; Suessiales; Symbiodiniaceae.
AUGGGCCGCGCAUCAGCAGCUCUUUUUGCAGUUGCGCUUGCCAUUUGCAGCACUGUGCCGGCAGUCGGCACGAACGCCAAUGCGGCCAAUAGCCGAAUGUCAUCGGACUCAUCCUUGCAAGCGGGAGAGGCCACCGCACGGACAGGUUUGCGAUCCUCGCAUUCGGUGAUCCUGAAGCGUGCCAACAUUUCGGCGUCCGAGAAAAUGCAGCACAUCAAGGCCGCCAUGAAGGGCAAGAACGAUGCCUUCAGCCGAGUUGUCCACAAGACAGCGUAUUACGGCAACAUUCACAUUGGCAAGCCGGCGCAGACCAUAACCGUCGUGUUCGACACAGGCAGUGGCAACCUGAUGGUCCCAUCCACGCUUUGCACGGACAGCGCCUGCCAGAGGCACAAGCGUUUCGAUCCCUCUUUGUCCAAGACUGUGGUGAACAUGCAGUCGGGUGGACAGCCGGCUGGCGCUUUCGAGUCACGGGACCAGCUAACCGUCACAUUCGGCACAGGGGAGAUCACGGGCGUCUUCCUGAAAGAUGAUGUUUGCAUCGGCAACCUUUGCGCGAACAUGGAGUUCAUCGGUGCUUCCCACGAAACCGAGGAGCCCUUUGGGUCCUUCAACUUCGAUGGCGUCCUGGGCCUGGCUCUGUCUGGAAUGACCCAGGGCCCCAACUUCAGCCUCAUGAACCGCAUGGAAGCAGCGGGCAACCUGAAGCAUGGGUUGUUCUCCGUGUUCUUGUCGGAUUCGGACGACGAAGACUCUGAGAUCACGUUCGGCGACAUCAAGGAGGAGCGCAUGGUGGGCCAGAUGUUUUGGGUGCCGGUCUCCAGGAAAACCGGCUACUGGCAGGUGCAGAUGGAGGAUAUCGCUUUCAACAACAAAAGGCAGAGUCUGUGCUCAGACUGCCAGGUGGCGGUGGACACCGGCACCUCGAUGUUGGCAGGACCUAGCCACGUGAUUGAUGCUUUGACCUCCCGGCUCAAAGUUCGCCACGACUGCUCGAACUACGACGACCUGCCAGAUCUUGGCUUCAUCGUGUCUGGGCAUGUCAUGAACCUGAAGCCCGCCGAGUACGUGGACAACAGUGGUGGGUACUGCUCCCUCUCCCUGAUGAGUUUGGAUGUGCCGCCCCCGAACGGGCCACUCUUCAUCUUUGGCGAUCCUUUCCUCCGAAAGCAGCUUGGUGGAAUCGUCAUGUCUGGUGGAUACUCGAAGAGCGAUGCCAGUGCGGCCCCCAUGGAGUUCGGCUACUGGAAGAUUCGGGGCCUGGGCUCCGUGUUCCGGAUGCUCUUCGAGUACAAGGAAGCCAAGUACGAGGACAAGCAGUACGAAACGGGGGAAGACUGGUUCAAGGGUCGCAAGCCCGCGAUUCUGGAGAUGAAUCCGCUGGCGAACCUCCCGUACCUGGUCGAUGGUGACAAGUGCGUUUGCCAGACGAAUGCUAUCUUGCACUACCUGGGCGACAAGUACGGCCUCAAUGGCAGCACCGACGCCCAGAAGGUGCGCACGGAGGAACUCCUCGCAGAGAUCUACGACGUGCGAAAUGGCAUGAUCGACCUGGUGUAUCCAUUCAAGAAUGCGACCCGUGACGAGGCGGAGUUCAAGACAAAGGCGGAGGGGCUUUCCGGUUCACCCCCGUUCGGCAAGUUUGAGGCCAUUCUUGGCUUCAAGGACAAUGCGUCGGGUGGCAAGUGGUUUGUCCUUGCAGAUGGCCCCGGUGUGGCAGACUUCCACAUUUGGGAAAUGUUGGACCAGCAUAAGAUGCUUGCUGAGAAGAUGGGUGCCGCACCAAUCCUCGAGAAAUUCCCAAAGUGCAAGGCUUUCUACGAGGCUUUCCGGGCCCUGCCCACACUGCAGAAGUACUUCGCGUCUGACGCAUACAAGCUGGACAUCAACAACAAGAUUGCAGGCCCCUACUUCAGGUGA